Messenger RNA from Trichogramma pretiosum, 2768 nucleotides. RefSeq names its product transcription cofactor vestigial-like protein 4. The record is from RefSeq and is a predicted model, not a curated record. Bases 1105 to 1677 code for a protein of 190 amino acids. The transcript has 5 exons. Gene Ontology annotation, biological process: negative regulation of DNA-templated transcription. Gene Ontology annotation, molecular function: transcription coactivator binding. Lineage: Eukaryota; Metazoa; Arthropoda; Insecta; Hymenoptera; Trichogrammatidae.
UGGUAAGUCGCGUUGCUCUAUAGUAGUAGUAGUGGUGGUGGUGGUGGUGCCUGGUGGUGUGGUGGUGGUGGAGCGAGGCGCACGAAUACUCACAUGCCGCAUGCGGCAUAGCAGCAGCAUACGAUGAGAAGGGAGAGAAUAGCAGCAGUGGCUCGACUCUCUCAUACACUACUAUACGCUGCUGUGUGCUUGUGCGCCUAAAGAUUUUUGUAUAUGUGUGUUUCGAUGCGAAUACAUACUGUCAGUGCGUAGCCGCACAUCGUACACGACAGUUCGCGCGAUCAUCGGAGCCGGCGAAAUUUUUUUGUUCAUAAUAAAACGAAUGUAACAGCGUUACGACGACAAUUAUAAAUUUUUGUUGUAAUAUAAAAGAUUGUGCGGAAUCGACGUCGAUAGUCAUCGCGAGAUUAUUUCGCUCUAAGAGUGCUGUCGCGCGAUUGCUCCGUUCUUUAUUUUCUCGCAAUAGUACGUGACGUUAUUUUGUUUAUCUUUUUCUAUUACCGCAUCGAGUAAUAAAAGAAAAGUGUGUGGAGUUUUUGAGAUAGUGUUGUUCUACGACAUCGCGAUCGCUACGACUUUUCGUCCACCGAAUUCCCGAGAGAUAGAGAGCAAGCGAGAGAAUUUUUCCAUCGAUCGGAAAAAUUUCCACACAGAAGACAGAAGCAGCAGCAGACAAGAGACACGUAGUACGAAAUUCGAGGGAUCCCUAAAAUAAGGAGUUUUUCCUCUUCUCGGUUUCGGAAGUUCGCAGCUCGGUAUCUCUAUAUACACUACACUCCAGCAGGACUUCCGGAGUGUAUAUAAAGCCAACGAAUACGACGACGACGCACAAGAAGAAGAAGACGUCUGUUGUUGCCGCUGCCGAGUUCUAUAUAUAAUAAUACUCUCUGCAAGCAGCAGGAAGUACAUUUACACACGCUCGCGCAGAUAAUACGUAUAAAAAAAAAGGAAGGAAAGAAAGGAAAGCUGCUCCUUGAAUACGUACGCGAGUGUGCCAGAUAUAUAUACAGCAGUGUAUUUGUGCUCGCGCGUGUUUUUUUUGUUGUGUGCGCGGAGUACGAGCGAGUCGUUACGAUACAUUCGUACGAGGCUUUUUUCGAGAGGAUGUCCGCGGUUGAGAGCGCCCUCGACGUCCUCUCCAGGGCUGCCACCAUGGUCCAAGAGGAGCGGCCAAAGACGACGAAUCUGCAUCGCCGACCGAGUAGCACAUGGCGCAAGGAGCGCCGACGCGACCCGAUCCAGAGCGAGGCCCUGGACAUGUCGGCGGCCCGGGUGGUGCACUGCAGCAGGCCGAGCGUGAUCGUGCCGACGACGGCGCCGGCCGCGCCCCAACAGUCGCCCAUCAAACAGUCGGCGGAUUCGGCGGCCACCGAAGCCCUCGCAGGUGAAACGACGGAAGACACAGCGGUGACACCGACGGCGAGCGUGACGGCCUCGGCGGCGACGCGCGGCCAGCAUCACACGGGCCUGAGGCAGUCCGGCGUGGCCAGCGACCCGGCCAUCGACGAGCACUUCAAGCGCUCGCUCGGACUCAAAGAUUACGCCGCGGUCUUCAACGCGAGCAACACCGGUGGCGACAAAGAUACGGGCUUGAGCGUGGACGAUCAUUUCGCGAAGGCCCUCGGCGAGACGUGGACGAAGCUUCAAGCGACCAGUCGAAGCAAGGACUCGACGUAACUUCUCUCUCAUCGUGCGCAGAGUCAUAUUUUCUUCUUGAACCUAUUUUUUUGCAAUUCGUAAUAAGAUUUGUACACGACAUACUCGCUGACGACAACGACUUAAAGCGUCGCUGCUGUUGUUUAUUUAUUUAUUUUUUUUUGUAAAUCUGGUUGAAUCAUUGAAUUAUGCGACAACCAGCGCAGAAUCUCGUCAAAAUUCGCUCGACGCUAUAAUUGAAACUUUGUACAUAGGAUGAGGCGAUGCUAUUCGAUUAAUAUGCGUCACCGAAUCAAGUAGGCUAUACGACAUAAUAAGUAAUUAUACGUGUAGUAAUAAUUACGUAUACUUAAUUCAUAAAUUGUACACAUAGAGGCAAUAAUAUCUUGAUUGAUUUUUUUUCGGAUACCUAAGAAUAUUGAAGUAAUUUACCCACGACUCAUUCGCACGUGACGAUGAUGAUCGAUAAAAGAAAGAAAAAAAAUGUAUAGGUAAUAUUGCCUGUUCUUUUUUUUUUUUACUCACGACGAUAUUGAAACGUGUACAUGAUAUUUUUUGAUAUAUGAUAUAAGAUUUUAUCAUAAUAUUAAUCGUGUAUAAUGAUUUAUAUACACAUCGUUUGUUAAUAUAUUCCUCGCAAGCUCGCAAUACAAUGCAUACACACUGUAUACUACGAUAUAAGAUGGUAAAAAUGCUUUGGGAGAUUCUUAAAAAAAUAUAUAGACGUACGUAACAAAUAUAUGUAUAGGAAAGCUAUAUAAACAAAUCGCAUGGUUGCUUAAGGUACAAAACUUUAACGAUGAAAUUGUACAUUACGAGUAAUUUAAAAUUAAUAACCGAACUCAAUCGAACGAGUUUCUUUUUGUAUUAUUUGGCCAAGUUUUUCGAAUCAUUCGAAUAGGUGCCCGAGUUAAUAAACUCUUAACAUUUGAUAAUAAGAUAAUUUAAUAUACGAAAUAAAUAUUACAUACUUAUAAAUAUAACGCUAAUUAAUGUGUACGUUAUACGAUUACAAUUAUGAUGUGUAUAUUGUCCUUUAAUGAUAAUUCUAUUAUUGGAUAAUGAAAAAAAGACAACCAAGUCUUAAUAAAAACGAACGUUCCUGUAUUAUA